ACCACUAAUUGUGUGUGGCUACCCAUCUCUGACGUUUUGAGCAACAAGUUGAUUUUAUUUUCAUAAACAAUGUUUUAAAAGGCUAAAAGCGAAGAAUAAAGUUAUGUUUCGUGGCGUAUGUGUGUGCACCCAAUCGAUUGUGAGCUAGUGAGCAGCUAAAAAGCAGCGUAAUUAACCCGGAUCUAAAAAAAUUAGUGCAAUUGGUGCAGCCAAUCGAGCAGCUAAACACGCCAACAAAUCGAGAUCGAGAAUUGAGAAUUGAGAAUCGAGUUGACACCCAUAUUCCGCGGCCAUGCAAAUCGAAGUGGCGAUCGAGUUGAGGUGAUCUGUUUGAUGACCUGGAAUCAUGCUGCUCAGCGAGACGCACUUUUGGACGACGUUGCGGGAGGAGGUGCGGAUCAAGAGCCAGGAUCUGGGUGCCUUUCGCUACCUUCGCCAGCGGGACAAGGAACAGGAGCAGCAGGACCUCACGUUUCUGGCCAAAAGGGACUACACGGAGCGUCGCAAUGGAUUGGCCGUUCUCAAGAAUAGCAGUCGAAAGGCAGCCGGACGCUUGAAGGACAAUCUCAAGAAACUGGAGGAUCUGCUGCGCCAGCACAGGAUCAUCCACUCCGAGUGGCAGGAUGCGGCGCAGGUCCUGCUCCUGUUUGCCCACGGAUUGAUAGCCCACAUCUGCGUGGACAUCUACACAGGGGACAUCCUGCGAAUGGUCUUCGAGAAGUAUCUGGUGGGCAAACUCGCCUCGGAGAUCAUCACAGAUGCUUUUUUCACCCGUUCCCACAUCGUCUUGGCCUACAAUACCAACCAGCUGACGGUGGUGCAUCUGCAGCGGCCGAAUGCGCGAUCCCAGGGGCCGGAGAAGAUCGCCAAUAUGGAUCCGCGCAUCUUCCACGUGAUCAUACCGGGCGCCACGGAACGCAAGCUAUCCCGCCACCUCACAGUCAACGGCAGCUUCGAUCUGUUCGUGGUCUGGACGCAGUCCUCGCAGAACGAAGUGUACCCCUGGAGGCCAACGAUCAGGGAUCAGGAUCGAGCCAACAUACAUGUCUUCAAGAUUAAGGGUUUGCAGCUGGAAUCGAUUGCCUAUUGCUGGUCGGAAAACGACCCACUGUGCGUGGACUUUUUGCGGAGCAGUGAAAGCCAGAUCAUCACAUUGGAGCAGAAGGUGUCCCGCAAGGGCGACAUAAGUGCCGAGAUCUGCUCCUACGAACUGGCAGCUGGGAAAAUGCAACGCACUGCCAUUACCUCGAUACCGAUGGGGGCACAGAUCUGCUCGUUUGCCUUCAGUCCCGACCAGGAGAAGCUCUUCUUGGGCAGCAUAGAUCGGAAUAUCUGCCUGCAUGAUCUGGUGCAGCAGUCGACGAAGUACGCCAACCAAAUUGAGAUUGUGCCCAAUCAGUGUGCCUGGCACUGCGACUCCGCCAUGCUGUGUGUGGCCAACGAGCGUUCGGUGCUGCAGUGCUUCGAUCUGGCCCUGGCCACCAUUGGCCAUCAGCUGGUCAGCGAGAGUGUGACGCCCGGGAGUCUCCUGGACCUCUCCCACUACUUUGUGGCCCAGCCAACGCUGCUGAGUGUGGCCUUCAGCCGGAAGCCCGAUUUGGCCACCUUUAAGCACACCUAUGCGCAGACGGACUGCCUGCUUUUGCUGAUCUACGAGCAGGGACCACUGGCCUGCAUGCGCAUCUUUGGCGGCACGGGAAUGCGCGGCGAUAUACACAAUUCCGGCCUCACAGCCGAUGUAAUUGCGGAUAAGUAUCUGCGAUUGCAGCAGCCGGACAGGGCCGUGAAUGUCCUGGCCGCCUUGAACUGGGAAACGUACGGAGCCAUGUGUCUAAUCACGCUGCACAAGAUAGCCAACUAUGUGUUCUUUGGCGGCGAUCAGCGAAGACCUCGCAUCGAACUGAUGGCCAGAGCCUUGAAGACUUUUGCCCACACGCUUUCCGAGGAGACAAAGGAUGAGUUCAGCGAUCAGGUGUACGAUCUGAAACGUCGCUUUUGUUUCUUUCUGCUGCGCAAAAACCUUUUCGCCGAGGCCCUUGAAAUUGCCCAGGAUGUGGCCGACUAUGACAUUUUCAUGGACCUGUACAAUCUAACCAAGUGCAUCUCUAGCCUGGGCGAAUUUUCCCAGGUGGCCUUCAGUCAGGCAGCUGCCAUAAUUCAUGAGGAAGACCGUGCCAAUGGCAAUCUUAGCCUGACCUGCGACCUCCGCUCCGAGUCGGCCUGUUCGCUGUCCACCUGCUCGGAUUUAUUGCGAGGUCAGGGAGCAGGAUCAGGAUCAGGAUUAGCAACAGGAUUGAAGCCAGUGCAGCCGCAGCAGGUCCUGAAGAACUAUGUGCCACCGCUGCCCUCGUUCAAGUCGAAGGUUUUCAAUGCAGAGAUGAUCAAGAUCAACAUACCCAAACCGGAGUUGAGGCCGCCUUUGCCAAAAGUUUCGAUAGCACCACCAACUACUUCAUUGGCGAAUCUCUCCCUGAAAAGCAACCAUCUACAGCAAGCGCCUGUAAAAAGCUCAAACUCAAAUGGUAACGUGUGGUCCCAGGAUGUGCCCGAUCAGACGGUGGGUCUCCCCAUGCCCAGCAGUCCACUGCCUCGUCUCCAGCCCCCAAACAAUUCGGAUCAAGGCACCCACCAACUUGGUCAAUUCAACGCAAUGCCAACAUCGCCUUUACCAGCAGCAGCAGCAGCAGCAGCAGCAGCGGCACAAUAUCAGCCCAAGUUCUACCAGCAUCCGCUUGUCUCUGGCAACAUACCCGCCAUGCUGACCUCUGUGUCCAAUGAGGACUUCCAGAAGCGCCUGCUGCUGAAGAAGCCAACGGCAUCGAUAUUGUCCAAUCCGGCCAAUCCAGCUCCCACGAACGGAGAGGCAGCCACGCCGACUGCCAAGUCACAAACGGCAGAAAAGAACAAAGUCAAGUUCUCCGACACAAUUCAAGUAGCUGUGGUGCCGGAGAUUCCUCGCAAGGAGAAGCCUAUGCCGCCGAAGAGAAAUGGUUAUUCGAGGCCAGCAGCGCGGCAUUUGACCAAUCCUAAAAAGGAACUGGCUGACAGUUUGCCGCUUUGUCAUCCCAACGAUGAGUAUCUAAAGGAUUUCAAUCCCAUCACCACAAAUGUGAACAAACCACCAAUUCGACGUCGCGAAGAGGAACAAAAGCAGAGCAGCAGUAAGGGCGCCAACUCCUCCUCCAUCAAAGUGGUGCACUUCGGUGUGGUGUAACAAUUGAUAGAGCAAUCCCCAAGAUGAAACCAUUUCUUGCUUAAGAGCCGCGUCUUCCACUCGUUUGUAACCAUUGCCGUCCCACAGUUAGUGCAAAGCUUUAAAUAGGAAAGUUUUUAUUCAUAGGUUCUCUCUUUCUCUACUCUCUACACUUUACACACACAGGUUACUUAUUAAAAAUAUAUAAUGUUUGCCAA
Messenger RNA from Drosophila elegans, 3411 nucleotides. It is a transcript of the gene frtz, whose product is annotated as WD repeat-containing and planar cell polarity effector protein fritz. The coding region runs from base 347 to 3214 and encodes 955 amino acids. The transcript has 7 exons. Gene Ontology annotation, biological process: establishment of protein localization; nervous system development; cilium organization. Gene Ontology annotation, molecular function: protein binding. NCBI's taxonomy places the organism in Eukaryota, Metazoa, Arthropoda, Insecta, Diptera, Drosophilidae. The record is from RefSeq and is a predicted model, not a curated record. Gene Ontology annotation, cellular component: axonemal basal plate.